ACACUGUUCAGCGCCGAACCGCAGAUAGCUUAAUGCUAGCGCUCAGUUACCGCUGGAUAUUGAGCACUCUACCCGAAUCAUAAGAUUAAAGAAUGAAGAUAGGCAUUACAAAUUGAUAAUAGCUUCAAAACUACACGAGACAACUUUUUAGGAUUUAUCUUUAAAGGAAGAGAAGCCAUGUUUAGCAGUAAGACUGCCUGGUUUUCGAGCAGUGUGCCGCAAGAUCGUCUUGACUUUUGGAUGGCAGAAGGUGGGAGCAUCAUAGAUUGGAGGCAGGCAGACUACCUCUUCAGUCAAGAUGCAACAUGUCCCGACACGCUGGUGAUAUUUGAGAGCGACGAUUACAUCUCGAAAAAGGUCACUAUUUUUCACAGCUUGUUCCUGUCCACCUGUGAAAAGCGGCAAAGUGUGAAAUCAGUGUCCAUCGGCCAUUAUGUGCUGCCUCCAGCUUCUGUGCAGGAUGAGGUGAGAGAAGUGGUUGGUAGGUUGAUUUGGGAACAUGAGGACGAAGAAACCAUUGUGCAGGAGGAAGAAACGUCUUUCUGCCUGCCAGACGUCCCUCACAGCGAGCAAGACGCAAGAGAAAGCAUAUCUGAGGAAUCAGACAUGGACUCAGCAGAGGGCGAAUCUCACCUAUGUGACCAUUUUAGAAGCCCAGUUAGUUGUGUGGUCCCGGGUAAACGGCUUAACAUGCAGACAGACUACUCUGUCCCUGCUGAGUACAUCAGCAUAGAGACUCUUCAGAAAUAUUCUGGUGAUCUGCAUGAUGUGCAUCCUGGGGUUUUCAGAUGUUCAAAAUGUAAAGACUGCCUUUGUUUGGGGCAAAAAUAUGCCAAGGCACACUAAGAAAGGGGGGAAAAAAAUAAUUACAGAAACAAUGGCAGUCUCAUUUUGUAUUUCUGGUAUAUAAUAGCAUCUUUAAUUUGUCUGUGUUUAAUUUCAGUUUGUAACAUGAAGGCUGCCACAUAAUUUGUACCUCUGGUUUUUCAAUGAAAGAGUUGAUGCAGAUAUAUUCGUUUUUCUGUAUUUGAAAUAAAAUAUAGAACAUUGUUAUUGCACACCAACAUAUAUCCUGCAAGUACUUGCUUAAUCUUACUUAUAGUUUAUGUACUUGUGUUUCCUUAAAAUGUUUAGCUGAAGCCCACUGAUUUAAUGUAAACUAUAAUAAGUUAAUGGUGCUACCAACUACUGUAUUAUCAUUUUUCAAUAACAUUGCAUGAAAAUGUUUGUAUUUGCACAAAGAGUAAAGGUGGGUAUUAACUUAUAUUUGGGUACUAACUUAUAUUUAAUUAAUGUUUUAGAAAAAAGUACACUUUUAUAAGUUUUAUAGCACCAUGCUUUCGAUUUCUACUCGAAUACUACUAUUUUUAAGUACUGCUACUCUCAUUUGCAUGAAAUGUCUGGUUACUCUCCCCACUUUUAAUAACUUCACAAAAUUAACAAACAUUUUGACCAAAAAUGUUGACCAAAAAAACACCACUGUAUGUUACAGUGGGAUAUGUUGUUUGUGCACAAGUUUUGUUCUCAUGUUACUUUCUAUCUACUGAGCCUAUUGUAUCAUUUGGAGGUAAAAAAGAAAUAAAAGAUACUGCAAAACGUA
Molecule: messenger RNA, 1600 nt
Organism: Poecilia reticulata (guppy)
Lineage: Eukaryota; Metazoa; Chordata; Actinopteri; Cyprinodontiformes; Poeciliidae
Gene: terb2
Product: telomere repeat binding bouquet formation protein 2
Biological process (GO): homologous chromosome pairing at meiosis; meiotic attachment of telomere to nuclear envelope
Cellular component (GO): nuclear inner membrane
Source: RefSeq, a predicted model, not a curated record